AUGACUGUUUCUGAAUAUGCAGAUAAGUUUAAACAUCUGCUACGCUUCCAUACAUUGGCAAUGAAUGAGGAAUAUCAAUGUAGGAAGUUUGAGAACGGUCUGAGAUGCGACCUCAAGAUAUUGGUGGUGGGGUUUUGUAUUCGGCAGUUUCCAGUCCUAGUUGAAAGGGCAAAGAUGAUGGAGCGGAUGAAGCGAGAGUCCGAUAGCCAGAGUAGCCAACCACUGAGGGUUGGUGGACCAGUGACAUCUAGGAGUGGAUCGAGUUCCAGAGUGACUUCAUACUCUAGACCAACUGCUUCUCAUGGGUCUAGAGGUUCUUCAUCAUCAUCCCACUCCUUCGUUCCUCAAACUCCAGUGAGUACGCCUGGAGAUAUCCGUUGUUUUGGGUGUGGCGAACCUCAUCUGCUAUCUGUUUGCCCUCAGAAGGCAGGAUUCAGGAGGUGUAACAGGUGCAGACAGUCGGGACACUUCGAGAGAGAUUUCCCUAUGGGUAGGAGGGUUGUUGUUCAUCCCCAGCAGGCCGGCAAAGCUAUUCAGAGGGGUGGUGUUAGACCUCUGGCGACAGGCAGAGUGUACGUUGUGACAGGUGCUGAGGCUGCCAGCUCAGGUAACCUCAUCAUUGGUAAUUGUCUGUUGCGUGAGAAGACUUGCAUGGUAUUGUUUGAUUCGGGGGCAACACAUUCCUUUAUCUCUGAGGAAUGUGUUGAGAAGUUGGGGUUAGUAGUGGAGAGGUUACAUUUUGAUCUAGUGGUGUCUACACCAGCAUCUGGGUUGAUCAAGACAUCAAAUGUCUGUAUUCGAUGCCCGAUUGUGGUAAAGGGACGUCGGUUCAAGGUGAACCUCAUCUGCUUGCCUUUACAAGGAUUAGAGAUCAUCCUUGGUAUGGAUUGGUUAUCUACCAAUCAUAUCCUCCUAGAUUGCGGCGAGAAGAAGUUAGUGUUCCCUAAUGAACACAAGUAUCAGCCUAUUUCCCUCGGUGUUCUGAGGCAGGAGAUCUUUGAGGGAGCUAGUUGUUUCCUUGUCAUGUUUCACAUAGAGGGAGACUCCUCCAUGCCAUUAGAUCAAGCUGCCAAUCUUCCAGUGGUAGCUGAUUUCUUAGAUGUCUUCCCAGAGGAAGUUCCUGGACUACCUCCUCCUAGAGAGGUAGAAUUCUCUAUAGACCUUGUGUCACAAGCAGGGCCUAUAUCUAUUGCUCCUUACCGUACGGCGCCUGCUGAGCUUGCUGAGUUGAAGAAACAGAUCGAAGAAUUGCAUGAAAAGCAAUUUAUUAGACCCAGUGUCUCCCCCUGGGGUGCUCCAGUGUUACUUGUGAAGAAGAAAGAUGGUAGUUCUCGUCUGUGUGUGGACUACCGGCAAUUAAAUAAAUUGACGAUCAAGAACAAAUACCCGCUGCCUAGGAUUGAUGAUUUGAUGGAUCAACUACACGGAGUGACCAUUUUCUCUAAGAUUGAUCUGAGGUCGGGAUACCAUCAGAUAUUGGUCAAAGCUGAUGAUGUGCAGAAGACAGCUUUCCGGUCUAGAUAUGGUCAUUAUGAAUACGUAGUCAUGCCUUUUGGUGUGACCAACGCCCCCGACCAUUUUUAUGGACUAUAUGAACCGGAUUUUCCGACCAUUCCUGGAUAA
Molecule: messenger RNA, 1623 nt
Organism: Vigna radiata var. radiata (mung bean)
Lineage: Eukaryota; Viridiplantae; Streptophyta; Magnoliopsida; Fabales; Fabaceae
Exons: 1
Coding region: 1-1623 (540 amino acids)
Biological process (GO): proteolysis
Molecular function (GO): nucleic acid binding; aspartic-type endopeptidase activity; zinc ion binding
Source: RefSeq, a predicted model, not a curated record